This is a messenger RNA of Epithele typhae, 4629 nucleotides long. RefSeq lists its product as uncharacterized. The transcript has 32 exons. Lineage: Eukaryota; Fungi; Basidiomycota; Agaricomycetes; Polyporales; Epitheliaceae. The record is from RefSeq and is a predicted model, not a curated record. The coding region runs from base 1 to 4629 and encodes 1542 amino acids. Gene Ontology annotation, molecular function: pyridoxal phosphate binding; L-ornithine transaminase activity.
AUGUCCUGCAGGGUGCACAAGGACGUUGGGUCUCGUAUAAGUAGCGCGGCGCAGCUUAACGCGCCACCGCUCCGGGGCCUUCUCAUCGUCUUUUUCGUCUUCUGUUUCUCCGACCUCCAAGCCCAGCACCACUCGCGUCGCAGCACGAAGACCCGAAAUCCACCAGAUAGAAACUCGAUGGCUCUACGCUGGGCCGCCUGGACCUACGCGUUCGGUCUACUCGCCACGUGCGUGCGCGCCAUCGGCCAAGCGCCGUGCGCGUCAUUCCAAAGCGCCCCGAACACCUUCGCCGUCGUCCACUCCGGCAAGGCCGCACCCGUUCUGCUCUCCGCGGACGAUUGGCCGGGCGUGCAAAUCGCGGCCGCGAGCUUCGCCGCGGACGUUGAGGCCGUCUCGGGCGUCAAGCCUACGCUCAAGAACGUCACCGCUUCCACUUCCAAUUCCAGCAACAACACCGACACAAGCGCGUUCGCGGGGACGACGCCGAUCAUCGUGGGCACGCUCGGGAAGUCGGCCCUCGUCGAUGCGAUCGUCAACCGGACGGGGAUGGACGUGUCGGGCUUGCGCGGGCAGUGGGAGGCGUUCGUCGCACAGGAGGUCAAGAACCCACUGCCGGGCGUGGAGAGCGCGUACGUGAUCGUCGGGGCGGACAAGCGCGGGACGAUUUUUGCGCUCUAUGAGCAUUCGGAGCAGUUUGGACAAUCUCCUUGGUAUUGGCACUUCAGGUGGGCCGAUGUGCCGACUACGAAGCAUAACGAAAUCUUCGUCAACAAUUCGGCCCGCGUUGCAAAAUUGGGCUAUGGAGAAGUUCACGAACGGCACGGGAGCUUCUUGACCGGAUCGCCUUUCAAUCACUUCUUCUACACCAAACUCUUCGAGCUCCUUCUGCGCAUGAAGGCCAACUACAUCUGGCCAGCUCAAUGGUCUAGCGCAUUCUGCAUCGACGACAACAUGAAUCAGUUCUUUGCCGACCGGUACGGAAUCGUGAUGGGCACGAGCCACGAGGAGCCGAUGAUGCGCUCGAUUCCUGUCGAGUGGAACAUCUUCGGCGGCGGCACACCCUGGGACUAUUCGGAGGGAGCGGCGCGCGCGGCGCCGUUUGAGGGGCUGUGGACGAUCGGGAUGCGUGGAAACGGCGACUUGCCGCUGUCGGAGGGGCAGAACAUCGAUCUGCUCAUGCAGGUCGUCGCGGACCAGCGCACUAUCCUCGCGCAGACUUUCAACACGUCGGAUGCCACUACCAUCCCUCAAGUAUGGACCCUCUACAAAGAGGUUGAGGGCUACUACGAAGAUGGGAUGCGUGUGGAUGAUGAUGUUGUGCUUCUGUGGUCGGAUGACAACUGGGGCAACGUUCGUCGUUCACCUCUCCCUUCCGAGCGCAAUCGCACGGGUGGGUCCGGAGUCUACUACCACGUCGAUUACGUGGGUUCUCCUAGGGAUUACAAAUGGAUUACGAGCAGCCAGAUAGAAAAGAUAUUCGAGCAGAUGUCAACCGCGGUCGCGCGCGACGCAAGGUCGGUGUGGAUCGUCAACGUCGGCGACCUGAAGCCGUACGAAAUGAGCACCGAGUUCUUCCUCACGUACGGCUACGAUGCGGGCAAGUGGGACCCGACGAACGUGCAUUCGUUCGUGACAAGCUGGGCCCGGCGCGAGUUCGACAUGAACGCGACGGAGGCCGCCGAGGUCGCGGCGAUCAUGCAUAAUAUCACUCAGCACAACGCCCGCCGAAAACCGGAGCUUUGGAACAGCACAACGUACAGCCUGACCAACUACCGCGAAGCCGAGAGCGUGCUCGCAGAACUACAGAGCCUCAAGGAUGCAACAACGCGAAUCUACACUUCUCUUCCGGCGAGCAUGCAGCCGGCGUUCUUCCAGCUUCUCCACCACCCUGUCUCGGCGUCUUUCACUCUAAUGAGUAUGUGGAUGGCCGCCGGCACGAACCAGCUGCGCGCCUCGCAGGCGCGAAUUAGCGCGAACCAGUUCAUGACGCAGGUGGAACAGUUCUUCGACGAAGACUACGCGCUCGAGCUGAACUACCACAGCAUUCUAGAAGGGAAAUGGCGAGUAUCGCCUCUUGCUGCGGGGGACCACAUGAUGGACCAGACGCACGUCAUGUACUACUACUGGCAGCAACCGAUGGCGAAUACCAUGCCGCCCGUCACGAAGGUGAACGCCAAAAAGCAGGCGCUCCCGGGAGCAAUGCGGCUGUCCGUCGAAGGCAGCAUGGGGGCUUGGCCGGGCGACAACAUGAAUAACUGCGCGCAACAGUACGGCUGCCCGGAUCCGACGAUCACGCUUGACUCGUUCGUGCCCUUCGGAAACCGCUUUGUCGACAUCUCCGCGGGCGGCCCGACGCCGUUCACGUUCAGCUCGAGAAGCAAUGUCUCUUGGGUGACAGUGUCUCCGGGCGAAGGUUCAAUCUCUCUAGAUUCACCGGAGCAGCGCGUCUUCCUGAGCGUCGACUGGAGCCAGGUUAACGGGGUAGAAACUGCGCGGGUGGUGUUCACGGCAAAGCCGGAGAACCAGACAUCGAUGUCCGUCACCGUCACGCUCGUUGCGAACCACACCCAGGUUCCUGAUAGCUUCCACGGUUUCGUCGAGGGUGACGGCGUGGUGUCGAUGGAGGCUGCGCACGCGUCCCGCAACACGACCGUCGAGGGCCUGACGUGGACGGAGAUGCCCGGGCUAGGGCGCACCCUCUCAGGCGUCACGCCCUGGCCGCGGGGCGGAAACGAGCUCAACUUCACGGCAGGACAAGGGCCCAGCAUCGAGUACGACUUCUUCCUGUUCAACACCGUCGCGCAGGGCGGGAGCGUGACCGCGACCGCGCUCGUCUCCCCCUCGCUGAACAGCCUCGGGGACGACCGACCGCUCAAGCUCGCGAUGCAGGUCGACGGCGGCGCGGCGCAGACGAAGACGAUCGUGCCGCCGGUCGCGGUCGCGGGGAACCUGCCCGACGCGUGGGACGGGAACGACGGGUGGGUGGCAAACAGCAUCAUUGCGGUCCCGAUGGUGUUCCACCUGCAGCCGGGUGCGCACACACUCAAGGUGUGGAUGAUUGAGCCGACGGUGGUCGUGCAGAAGAUUGUCAUCGACACCGGCGGGCUGCGUCCGAGCUACCUGGGCCCUCCGGAGAACGCCAAGAUCCGGGCGUCAGGGGGCGCCCCGAUGGGGCAGGCGUCGGGCAAGCACCCGCUCGGCCGCAUCCCCGCUCUUGACCCGCAUCCACCACCAUCGUUUGACCGUAGCAGCACCCUCACCAUGGCACCCUCCGCGACCAUCGACACCUGCGCAGAUUCGGCCAUGACCGACGCAGCGAAAAUGGCGCUUGGGAAGGGACACGACACCGUGCACACAUCCUCCGCCGACGUGAUCCGUCUAGAACACGAAUAUGGCGCGCACAAAGUGUGGGAUCCUGAAGGGAAGGAAUAUAUUGACAUGCUCUCAGCUUACUCCGCUGUAAACCAGGGACACUGCCAUCCCAAGAUCACUGCGGCACUCGUUGAGCAAGCACAGAAGCUGACGCUUUCCUCACGGGCAUUCUACAACUCAGUCUUUGGUCGGUUCGCCAAGAAGGUUACCGAGAUGUUUGGUUACGAUAUGGUUCUUCCAAUGAACACGGGUGCCGAGGCAGUCGAGACCGCUUUGAAGUUGGCGCGCAAGUGGGCGUAUGAGAAGAAGGGUGUACCGGAUGGCGAAGCGAUCAUCUUCAGCGCUGCAGGCAACUUCCAUGGAAGGACUCUGGCAGUGAUCAGCAUGAGCACCGAUCCGGAAAGCCGCGGCGGUUUCGGGCCUUACCUACGUGCCGUCGGGCCGGACUAUGAUGACAACGGCGAGACUAAGACGAUUCGGUAUGGGGAGAUCGCCGACCUCGAGCGUGCGUUCGAGCUCCACGGGAGGAACGCCGCCGCGUUUCUGGUAGAGCCGAUUCAGGGCGAGGCUGGAAUCGUCGUUCCGCCAGAAGGCUACCUCGCGCGUGUUCACGCGCUGUGCAAGAAGCACAACGUGUUGCUCAUUUGCGACGAGAUCCAGACUGGUCUUUGCCGAACGGGCAGAAUGCUCUGCUGCGAACACGACGGCGUUCGCCCAGAUGUGGUAUUACUGGGCAAAGCGCUGUCAGGAGGAAUGUACCCUGUCUCCGCAGUGCUCGCCGAUAGGGACAUCAUGCUCUGCAUUCGCCCGGGCGAGCACGGAAGUACGUAUGGCGGGAACCCCUUGGGAUGCGCGGUGGCGAUGGCCGCUCUAGACGUUCUCGUGGAGGAGGACCUCGCACGACGCGCGGAGGAGCUUGGGGCGAAGUUCCGGUCCGCGAUCCGCGCAAUCGGCUCCCCCCUCGUGAAGGAGGUCCGCGGACGCGGGCUUCUGAAUGCGGUCAUUAUUGACGAGGGCAAGAGCGCCAAGGGCCACAGCGCGUGGCAGCUCUGCCUGCUUCUGAAGAGUCGCGGGGUGCUUGCGAAGCCUACGCAUGUCAACAUCAUUCGAUUCGCCCCGCCUCUGGUCAUCUCGGAGGACGAUCUCAUGAAGGCGGUGGGUAUUAUCCGGUCAGCUCUCGAGGAUCUAGACAAGUUGGACGACAUUCCGGGCGAAGUGGACAGCGAGAAGGGUUUCAAGGACACGUUAUCGAACUAA